Gongylonema pulchrum is the source of this 366-nucleotide messenger RNA. The record is from the annotation of a GenBank genome assembly. Lineage: Eukaryota; Metazoa; Nematoda; Chromadorea; Rhabditida; Gongylonematidae.
GUUGCUAAAAUGGACCUGGAUGAAUUGCUCGGAAAAACUCCUAGCACCUAUGAAGGGGCUGACGAUGAUAAAGCCAAAACUGUCGAAGAUAAGAAAGAACUAGCAAAUCUCAGCAAUACAGCUGUUGCUAAAAUGGAUCUGGAUGAAUUGCUCGGAAAAAUUCCUGGCCCGUAUGAAGGGGCUGACGAUGAUAAGGCCAAAACUGUCGAAGAUAAGAAAGAACUAGCAAAUCUCAGCAAUACAGCUGUAGCUGCUCCACUUGCUACGACAAAAACAUUUGUCAGUGUUCUGGAAGAAGGAUGCCGAAAGUAUUACAGCGGUGCGGCUCCCGUUUUUACGCCUGAUUUCACCGAAUCGAUAAGGUAA